Pygocentrus nattereri (red-bellied piranha) is the source of this 3704-nucleotide messenger RNA. It is a transcript of the gene ltb4r, whose product is annotated as leukotriene B4 receptor. Gene Ontology annotation, molecular function: leukotriene receptor activity; complement receptor activity. Gene Ontology annotation, cellular component: plasma membrane. Lineage: Eukaryota; Metazoa; Chordata; Actinopteri; Characiformes; Serrasalmidae. The record is from RefSeq and is a predicted model, not a curated record. The transcript is spliced from 5 exons. Gene Ontology annotation, biological process: inflammatory response; phospholipase C-activating G protein-coupled receptor signaling pathway; positive regulation of cytosolic calcium ion concentration. Bases 289 to 1416 code for a protein of 375 amino acids.
GUUGAGGAAGAGCUUCGUGUGACUUCAAGCCCUGCCAGGAUAUCAGCUUUGUGUUCAUCUAAACAGGCACAGGUUUCACACUAAAGCACGCUGUGUUCCCCAGCCAUAUUUGUAGAGGAAGAGAGGGAUGACGUAGAAAAGAGCUUGGAAACUCUAUGAGACACACCCACAGCUGCUGAUCAUCCAGAACGAGACCGGCUUCACUCUACAGAGCGCCUUUUGUUCGUCCAGCGUACAUAUCGGCCAGAUCAACCCCCAUCCUUCACGCAAUCCACGAAACCAAUCCAUAUGGCCAGUCUAGCACUGAACACGCCCAUCUCAGAGCCACCUAACUCCUCCAUUACAUCAACCAAUGCCUUUACUAUGUCCCAGCAGAUCGGCAUAGCCAUUUUAGUGCUAGCCUUUAUGUUUGGUUUCCCCGGCAACGUCUUUGUGGUGUGGUCAGUCCUGUGUCGGGUCCAGCAGCGCUCCGUCACUUGCCUCCUGGUUCUGAACCUGGCAGCGGCUGAUGCUUUUGUGCUCCUCAGCGCCCCCUUUUUUCUGCGCCUGCUGGCUGGUGGACAGGGGUGGGAGUUUGGGGAUGUCAUGUGCAAGACAGUGCACUACCUGUGCUGUGUCAACAUGUACGUGUCCAUUUACCUCAUUUGCCUGAUGAGCCUGGACCGCUGGCUGGCUGUCACCAGACCUUUCCUCUCUCAGAGGCUGAGGAACAAAAGGACCAUCUAUGUGGCCAUGCUGUGCAUCUGGGUAUUGGCCUUUUUACUGGCCCUGCCUAUGCCCUUCUACCGCAGUGUCCUUGUACACAAUGGCAUGACUCACUGUUUGCCGUACCACUUUAACAAGGGACAUAAAGUCUUCCAGUACUUGUUUGAGACUCUGAUGGGCUUUGUGGUCCCUUUCACCUUCAUCCUGGCAUGCUACACCUCCGUCAUUUGCCGCCUACGCAGCGCUAUGUUUCACGGCCGUGUGAAGGGCAGCCUCCUCAUCCUCCUCAUCAUCAUCACCUUUGCUGUCUUCUGGUUGCCCUACCACCUGAUAAACGUAUUACAGGUGAUUGGUGAGCUGCAGAACAACCAAACUCUUUCCAAUCUUGUGAUGGUCGCUCGGCCCAACGUGACCGCGUUUGCCUUCCUGAGCAGCAGUGUGAACCCCAUACUCUACGUGUUCGCUGGCAGCUCCUACAUCCGCCGCGCUGGCCUCAGCUUCAUGGCCAAACUUUUUGAAGGCACCCACUCUGACCACUCCGUCCUCAGCAGGCGCGGCACCUCCACAGACAACUCCAACUUUGCAAAGCUGACAAUUAAAUCGCUCCAGAACAGAGAGCGGGUAAGGAGCAAGAGCUGUGGAGAAGAGGAGAAUAAAAAGAUGGAGAAGAGCUGUGUGGAGGAGCUUAAGACUCUAACCACAGUGCAGUAACCUCAGACUGACAAUGGCAAAGAUAAACAUUGUGCAGCAGCAUAAGGCAGACUGCAUCCUGUUCAUUCUUAACUACACUGGCGAUCUAAAAGAGCAACUGUUUUUGAGGUGUUUAUCCUGUCUGUUUACAUAUGGAUACAAUUCAAUGCAAGAUGCCACACAAUUCAUUCCGUUUUUCAUCAUUUCUGCAUAGUUAUCGAAGAUGUAAACAGAAAAAAGUGGUGUGAUGUGACAUGCUGCAUUCUAGGCAGAAUUGUUCACAGUGGUGGUGAUAGAAAUCAGACAUCUGAAGAGUUUAACGCCUCUAAAAGCCCCCUCACAGAAAGCUAUUGCGUGAAAUGAGUCACAGAUACACCGCCUCCUGAUGCUUGAAACAUUGUUUUUCAGUAAUUUUGAGAUGAAGGUGGGCUGAUGUUUUUUUCUUACAGGACAGAGAGGCACAUGCUGUGCAUGUAAAGCAAUUUCAGCAUAUAAAAACUGAAAACAUGUGUAGGUUCACAGCUCGUUUUGUUAAUAAACGUUAUGCCUAUAUUUCCGUUGUGGACAUUGCACCCCCUGAUUCUUAUCAGUACCACUCGUACUGUACGGUCUGUACUUUUCUCUGUAAUGAACUAUUUAACUAUGAAUAUGAAUGACUUUGUUCACUAUGAAUGACUUUGUUUACAUCUUAAUGGUUUAAUCAUGCAGAAAUGUUGAAAAAUGUAAUUCUGCUUUAGGUGUAAUUCCUGUAAGAUUUGAAAUUCAUUAAGAUAUUCAAACUAAUAUUGUUAAUGGACAGGAGCGAAGAAGGUAUGGAAGCGGAUAAAUUAUUUUGAAUAUCCUUAAGAACGUAUAGAUUUUUCUCUUCAUACAUCGACCCACAAGAUCUCAAAGGGUUUAAAAUGAUGCCUGAUUUUGACUUAAUGAAGAGCGUGGCAUCUUGCAUGAUCUUACCGCAUAUAUCUUAUUUACUCCAGUGUCCUUCAAAUAGGUGAAGAGACAGGACAAACGUUUCAAUAGAAGUUGCUCAACUUUGAUGUAUGAACAUGCAUAUAUGCAAUUUGUUUCAACCGCCGGUGUAUUUUUGCUUCAGGAUGGAGGGUCUUUGUAAUGUUCCUGAUGCAUUUCUAGGUUGAAAGGAAAGAAACCUUGCAGGAAUAAGCUGGACCUUCCGAAAAAUGGCUUUAAGUGGAGCUUGCAAUUUAUCUUGAUUCUCCGUUUUCUGAGCUUCGGACCCUUGACUGCAUUAUCGCACUGCGUAUUUUUUUAUAUUCAGAGAAUUUUAUGUGCUGUGAGUUUUGUUUUCGAAAAUGGUAUUUAAGUAUGUGCUUUCAAAGAGACUGAAUACGCACACAGUUACGUAGAUUAUGUGCAGAUGAAAGCUCAGAGCCAGUCGACCUUUAGCAGGUGGUCAACAUCUGAUUAUAGACCCUUUCAUUCACAUCUAUUAGUUCACAGUUCCACAGUCUCCUUUUCUUAGAUAUAAUGUAAAAAGGAAAAACCUUCAUUCUUACAGAGGCUUUAUAUGAAGAGGAGAUCUUCAAACUUUAAAAAGGUUCUUUGUACACUUCGUUUGAUUCUUUAAAGAAUCAUCCGCUGAAAAGUCACUGUCCUUUAUUUUUAAGAGUGUAAUUAAGGUUAACAUUUACCCUGUUCAACUCCCACCCUCAACAAACGACUAAGUAGCAGUAUUUCUGUUCAAAUGCACUGUAUGUCCAAAAGUUUGUAGACACCUGCUUAACCAAUGUUUUUUUCCUGUGAUCAAGGGUAUUAAUAAGAAGUUUGUCCCUCUUUGCUGCAGUAACAGCCUCUACUCUUUUGGGAAUCCUUUACACUGGAUUUUGGAAUAUUUUUGUAGGGAUUUGAUUGCAUUCAGACACAAGAACAUUAGUGAGGUCAGGUACUGAUGUUUGUCCAACUCGUUCCAAAAGCACUGGAUGGAGAUCCAUCACUUGCGUUGCAUCAUAGCCCAAUGCUGGGGGCUUCACACCCAUGUCACUUAUCAUUGGGCAUGGUGACCGUAGGCUGUCCAGAGUGUCCCAUUCUAUUGGUGAUCCUUUUGUAUGGAGAUUAAACAAGCUGCUUGUGUGCUAUUGCAGCAGAUGUGGCAACUUCAAGUGUAAUGGCAACAGAGUUGCCAUUACAUCUUAAAAGAUGUAAGGGUGUAGAAUGAGUGAAACAAUGAAGGAAAAGAAAGCUGAAAACGUCUCAUUCUCAUCUGUACAGCAUCUAGCUGAAUCUUAGCCGGAUCAAAACUGCCACUAUGCAUUCAACUGUUGUCAGUAAUACAAUAAAGAGUGUAAAAAACA